Prorocentrum cordatum is the source of this 372-nucleotide messenger RNA. The record is from the annotation of a GenBank genome assembly. NCBI's taxonomy places the organism in Eukaryota, Dinophyceae, Prorocentrales, Prorocentraceae.
AUGGGGCGCCGCGCGUGCGCGCUCGCCGCGCUGCUGGCGGGCGCCCAGGCCUCCCGACUGCUGCGCGCGGGGCCGGCGGCGGCUGCCGGCUCGGCUGAGCACGCCGGCCCACCGCCGGUGGAAGUGGUCGUCGCCGCCUGGGACCACGCGCCGACGUGGGAGCACAAGCUGCUGUCCCGCAUUCGGCCGCCUCCUCGGGUGCGGCUCUACUGCGGCCCGUCGCUGAACGACACGCGGUGCCAGCGCAUCGCCGACCACGGCGCCGAGGAGAGUACGCCUUCCUCUCGCACAUCGUGGAGAACUACGACCGGCUGGCUCCGGUCACGGUCUUCACGCCUGUCAGCGUGUACAGCGACGUCUACGAUUACAUGA